Cladocopium goreaui is the source of this 6870-nucleotide messenger RNA. The record is from the annotation of a GenBank genome assembly. Lineage: Eukaryota; Dinophyceae; Suessiales; Symbiodiniaceae.
AUGGCCAACGUUGCUGCUGCAAUUGCUGAGGCAGUGGAAGCGAUGGAGGCAGCAGAUGCAGCGGUGAUUCAAGGCGACGCGCCUUUGAUUGAGGAUGGCAAGGACGAAGAGCCUGCAGAGCCUGCUCGGGAUGACGGAGGUGCUGGAGAUGAUCAAGCCAUUCAAGCUGCCCCAGCCGAUCCAACCGUCCCAGCCGUCCAAGCUCAAGGCGCGCUGGUGCCUGCUGGCGAGAAUGUCGUGGCCCGAUCUAUGCGGCAGGAGAUCGCGGAAGGGGUCAUGGCUGCAGUGGGCAGUACGCCUUUCCACCUGCGCAUGGAAGGUAUGUUGCUCGAGCAGAAAGAGGUGCAGCGGCACGCAAUUGCGUUGCCGCAGGCCCCGAGCAUCUUCCGUGAGAAGUACGAUACCCAGAGUGACUUCACCUGGUCUCUCUUCGGCUUCAACACUUUGCUGAACAGCUUCUACGAGAAUGGGGUCAAGAACGCUGAGAACGUCGAAGCCAUUUGCGCAGGCUUUACGCUGCCAGCCACCGAGCGGCACAUUGUGGAAACUGCCCGGGAUUUGCUCGCACAGAUCCCAACCGGGGGAGGCGUCCCCCAGAGGUUCAUGGUCUUGUCGACCAUCGUCCGGGAGCACCUGGAGCAGUUCGCCGAAGUGCAGGAGCAUGACGGCGACAUUAUCUGCAAUGUGCUGCUUUUCCCAUAUGUGAUGAAUGGGGCAGCCCGAGGCUAUAAAUUGUCAGUGCCAACCAAGGACAUGUCAUGGUCCGGGUGGGCGCUUCCAUGGGGCAGUGACGGCUUGCUCAUGCCGGUUGGCCUCUACGCCACCGACGUCCUCGAGAUGGCGCGCCAAUUUGUGCAGUUGGCUGGCUUGGGGCGACGAAGCAAUGGUCCCAGAAGCUUGGAUGCCUUUCUUUCAGACGAGAACCAGGUGGUCAUGGCUGUCGAGGACAGGAACAAGGCUUGCAUCCAAGCAUCCUUCUUCAGCAAUGCGUUCCACGGCAAGCUGGAAGAGCAUGCCUCAGCAGGCGUGCGGUAUGCCUUGGAUCUUGCCAGGUACAAAAACCAGAUCCAAUACAAGCUGGUGGAGAAGUUGGAUGUGGGCUUCGGACAAUUUUUUGAUUUUGGAGAAGAAGCUGGCUAUGGACCCACUUCCUAUUUCGUCUCGGCUGAGGGGUUCUUUUACGUCCUCUGCUAUCGAGCUGCUGACGUGGCCCAGCGGAAGUUCGAAGGCACCCCGCGAUGGAUUCUGCAGGGCGAGUGCUUCAAGGGCGACUUCGACGACGACAAGUGGACCUACCGAGCUGGAUCACGAGCAGCCUGCACCAUCCAGUGGGUUGGGGAGGGCCCUGAUGACUUCAACCUUCUGUGGGAUGGCAUGCAAGUUGAAAGGGCGCUUGUGGCCACAAAGACGACAACGUCCAUGGUGCUUGCACUUCGGUUGUCCCGCUGGGAAGAUUCAAAAGGACGGCCCUGGAGUGUCACAUUGGCCAGAUGCUCUUCGGUCCCUGAUGGUGUGAAGAUGGCGAUGGCACAGUCGAGCGUCCAUGCGGACAAAUACUGCCGGGCCCUUGCCUACGUUCUUUUUCUGGAGAAGCAGGUGCCUGGGAAGUACUCUGGGCCUACUUUGCUGCUGUUGCUGCCUGUGGGUGGCUUCAAAAACGCUCGCCAGGCUGUGGAAUCUUGCAUCGCCACCAAGGAGAGUGGAGGCCAGACCAGCUUAGCCAAAAUUGCUUCUACGCGGGCUUUUGCGAAGCCUGGGUUGGUGUCCAGUGUGGUUGCACGACCGGACGCUGUUUGCAGAGGAUUCAGCUGUGCCAGCCGUUCCAGCAACCAGCUCUUGGAGAGGUUUCUGCUGCCCAAGCCGUUUCAGCUGUUCCAGCCAUUCCAGCAACAAGAGGUUGUGGGCCGUGUGGUGAGGCCGAUGAUCCCGCGAAGCUUGUUGGCCCUGUGGGUGAGUCAGAAGCUCAUCAUUGUGCACGACAUGUCAAAACUAUUGCUGGGAAACAAUGUGCGCGCUGCAAGUGCUUGGGGCAUUGGCUGUACCUUUUGUGCUUUUUUGGUAGAUGAAUUGGCCAAGCAUCCUGAGGAGCGGAAGCGCUUGCUUGGCAGCCGCUUUUCAACCAAAUGGGGAUCCUUUAGUGUGAAUUCUUUGAAGUGCAUGCAAGCUAGUUGCAUACGUCAGCAUGCAGAUGGCACAGUGCACAGGGUUGCUCAGAACUAUUUCCUGCAGCCCGACAAAGCCAUCAGCGAAUUGCUGCCAUAUGAUUUGAAGGAUCAGGAUGUUUUUCGAGGAAAUGUCCCUCAACCUCGAGAUUGGCUACGUGCUUGGAAUGCCUGCUUGAAUCCGAUUGCCUUCAACAAUGCGGAGAAGCACUAUGAGACGGAGGACUUUGCAUCCGGUUUGGCCCAGAUGAUUCAAGUCAUGCACUGGGUGGUGCGCUCGCAGAGGAAGAAGUUGCUUUUGCUUGCAGAGUCCAUAUCCAUCUCUGUGGACGAUAGGGCUGAUUUUCGUGUGAUGCGUUACCGCUGCAGCUUCCGAUCUGUGGAAGAUUUUUGUCAAGCUACCCAAGCACAAGCUGCCUCAGCCGUCCCAGCUUCUCCAGCCGUCCCAGCAGCUUCUUUGUCCAAAAGUUCAUCUUUGGAGGAUUGGGCUUCCAUGGAGCCAUUGACCGCAGAAGGGUUGCUCGGUGUUCUGCGAUUGGGACGGGAUGUUUCCCAAAACAACAUUGAGCAACAUGACAUGGACAAAAGUGAAAAGAUGGCAGAUACUGUGCUUGAGAUAUUGCAGGAUGUUUGCAGCGACGCAGACGGAAAUGUGGACAGAGAGGCCCUUGAGAGGAUUUCUGGUCGCAUUCAACAUUUUGCCUCUGAUCAGGGAGCUUCUGUUUUGAAGUGCGGCCAGGUCUUGACCCAGCGGCCUCAGCUUCCCAACCUGUUUUGGCUCAGUGCCGAUGCAGCUCACCAAGUGCGGAUUGCCACCCAAGAUCCUUUGUCAGCCCAGGAGGGCUUCAAGCGACAGUGGGACCGAUUGUUUUCAGAAAGGCAUGCGCUAGUGCCUGACAUUCAAAAUUCCGAAGUUUGGAGAUCUCGUUUGAUUGCUGCUCAGAAGGUGGUGCUCCGAUCCUGCCAGACCCAAGGUGCGGAUGUCAACAAGGUGCUCCAAACCUUCAGCUUUGCAAAACAGAGGUUCGAUAGCGUAGCAACUCCCAUGCUCAAAUAUUGUUGCAUGCUGCGCGCCAUUGCAUUGGUGUGUGCUUUGCAAGCAGCGGAUGAGAGAGGUUCUCGAGAAGUUCGUGCAAGAGCUGCUGCCGCUCUGGAGGAUAUGACGCCAGCCAACCUCUUUCGCUGUGGCCUUACUUGCGAUUACACCAUGGAAUGCCUGGCAUUCUUGCGAGAAUGCUUCGACAUCGAAGAUCCAGACCCAGCAUGCACUCCUGAGUCAGUUCGUGCUUUUUGUGCCCGCAUGAAGACUCUGUUCUGCCAAGGGUACAUUUUAGGAAAGGUACCUGUUCAAGCAGACCCAGCCGUCCCAGCUGUCCCCUUUGUUCAGAAUGGCUCCGACGCAAGGAUCUACUAUGGGAGCAAAGUGCAUUAUUUGUGCACCAGUGCUGGCGUGAAAGACAUUCGAGCCAUCAUGUCUGAGAUGAGCAUGGUGGUUGAGGACAUGGUGGACAGAGUCCUGGUGGACCUAACGGGAGAUGACCUUGGACAGUGCUUGCAAGUCUUCGAUGUGAUGUCAUGGACCAAAAAGGAUCAGACUGCUUUGCUGCAAAAGCGGAUCAACACAUUGGCCAAAGCCUUGCAUGUGGAUGCACGUGUGCGGGAUGCUUUUCAAGGUGCCGCAAAGUUGCUUUUGAAGGUGGUGUGUGCAGCACAGGCCAACAAGCUGAAAAUCUCCAACAGGCAGGCAUGGACUUGGAUUUUGUGCCUUGAAUGGCGUGCCCGCUAUUUCCCGCCUCAUUGCAACACGAGGUUCUUGCCUGACUUGGAGAAGAUGAUUUGUUUCUACCUUGCUCUGAAGGUCAACACUACGACUCUCGAGCGAAAUCUAGGGCAACUUUGCAACCAGCUCCACGCACACGCAGGACCAACUGCCCAGGAUGGACGUCUCCUUUCAGCAGUGCUUCAUGUGGCUCUGGAUGGCCCUGGAACUGCCAAAGAAUUGUUUGAAGUGAGAAAGGCUGAGUGUGCCGGGAGUGAAGUUGGCUUUACGCCAACUGGAUUCAGCCUAGCAUGUGGUAAGCUUUGGCUUGCCAUGUACGGGAGACGCUUCCGCUACAAGUAUGCCAAGGAGCCCACAAGCUGCCCAAGCCGUCCCAGCCGCAAACGAAAGGCACAUGCUUGUAGAGGAACUUUUGAAUGGGUGAAGAAGAAGCGAAAGGAGGCUGCCAGUCAUUUGUGCAAAGUUGCCCAGGAACAGGCCUCCCAGGCUGCAGUUGACUCCUUUGUUCCAAAUUUGGAGCUCCCACUGCCACAUUCUAAUGCCUCGGGCAGCAAGCAAGCCUUGUCCGGAACUCGUUGGCAAAGUUCUGCUUCAGCCAGCUCGGAAGAGAAAAAGCCCAAGAAGACUGCGAGUGAACUGUUCAGGGAUCACACAGACCGAAAGCGAGCCAGACAUGCAGCAGUGUCUCGGCGUCGGCAAGAAGGCAACCAACCUUACCUGCCCACUGAAGCGAAGAGUGGUGGCUUUGCACCCCCGACAGAGAAGCUGUUGCCAGAUCACUUGCUGCAGGGCCACAGGACGAAACUUUCUCUGAUCUAUCGCCUUCUCAGCAAAGAGCCUCCCUCUUUUGCAUGCCCAGUGGGAUGUGAGAUUGUCUCGACGAUGGCCUUUGGAACCAUGCCAGCACCAUUGAAGUUGCCCGCUUCCAUUUGCAGAUGGUUGGACAGCUGGGGGCCAGAGCUUUGCAGGGACUUGCAGGAAGCCUUGCACUCGGCAGCCAAACUUUGGCCAGAGUUAGGCGAUAGCUGUCCCAGCCGUCCUAGCAGCACCAGCUUUUUCAACAAUGUUGACUUGAGGGUUGGCACAGAUUGCAGUGGCGUAGAGAGUCCCUUGCAUGCUUUGAAAGCGUUAGGGGUUCGCUUUCAGCAUGAGUUUAGCAGCGAGUCUGCACCGGCCCCUCGCAAAGUCAUCGCAGCCAACACCCGGCCAAAGAUCUUCAUGGAAGAUGUGCAUUGCCAGGAAAAGCAUCUACCACAUGUAGAUUUGUAUGUAUCCGGCUUCAGUUGCAAGCCUUUCAGCAUGCUGCAUUGGAAGACAGAACUUCUUCAAGAAGCUGAAGCAGAGGUAUUUUUUUCUGUGCUGAAGAGAAUCCAAGCAAAGCGUCCUGCUGCAUACGUUCUCGAGAACGUAGAGGGGAUUUCCCGAUGCAUGGAUAAGAUUUUGCCCCUGCUUGAAGAUGUUGGUUACCAAGUUUCCGUUCUGAGCUUGAAUCCAACAGAGCUGGGCGAGCCCGUCAACCGACCCCGAAUCUACUUUGUGGGAGUCCGAAGUGACGUAGCCAAGCUGUCCAAGGAGCCGUCCCAGCUGUUCUACAAGCACAUUUGGUCACACCUCACACAGAAGCGCUUGCACCGCAACAAGUGUGAAUUUGGUUCAAGUCUCGUGCCUCUGUGGUGCAGGCUUUUGCCUGAUGACAGUGACUUAGUUGCUGCAAAGCGUCAGGAGCGAAUGCAGAAAUGGGAGGAUGCAAAGCAGCUUGGCUUUCCUGACAAGCGAGGCAAAACAAAGUGGAGGCAGAGGCACCAGGCUUGGUCAGCAGGUAAAGAACUCAAAGCCGUUGCUGAGGGAAAUCUUCAGUGGGCAGAGCUAUCUCCUGACAAACUUCAUUUACACUUGCCGCGGGAGCGUGAUGCCUGGUGGAGCUUGAUUCAGACUUUUGACGAGCCUUGCAAAGUGGUGGCUGAUCUUUCACAGAACUUGGAUAGGAUGCCAUGCCGCACAGAUGGUUCCUUGCCGACAAUCACACCUGGGGCACAUAUAAUGCUUGGCUGUGCUGGACGGGCCUUGCUUCCAGUCGAAAAGUUGUUGCUACAUGCUUUGCCUUUGCAUCGUAUGAUUCUACCAGAUGGCAUUUCCGAUUCUGAGCUGGAGUCGAUGGGAGGCAACAUGAUGCACUUACAAACGGUUGCUGUCGCAAUGGCUGUAGCUUUGAGUUUGGUUGAUUGGGCUCAUCCACAUGCUUUGCUGCCUACAGCCGUUCCAGCAGCCCCAGCAGCAUUAGCAACAAAGCUCAGAAACUCCAAGACUAGAAGGCCUCGAAAGAGCACUGCAGAGAAGAUGUUGGAGAUGAAGUUGAAAGCUCGGUUUGGUUUCCACCAGAGAAAAGGAGGGACAAAGGUGUCCAAAGCAAGGAAGGCAGUAGAUGUGAAGGCUGCAGCCUUCCUCAUCUGCUUUGCCAAGGGCCUGUGUGUGGCACGUCGCAAGGAUGUUGAAACUGGAUCCCGCGUCCACUGGAACCUAGAGAAGUUUUGGUGGUUGAAGCCGGCCAUUCGUGCAAAGACCUUGAGGUCUCUUCUGCUGACCUCAGCAUUCAAGUCUUGUGCUGCCAGUAGUGGGAAGCGUUGGACGUGCUUCUCCAUGGCUCCUGUGCCAGAGUCUGCAAGCAAGGCAGUGAAGCUUUGGAUGCAGAGUCUGGCUGCAAAGCUUUUCUGGAACGAGCAAGAGAAGGAUUUGAUUCCCAUGGUCCAGUUCCUCCUGCGAGAUUUGCCUCAGCAGCGUUUGCCUAGCGCUCUGGUGACGGCAUACUUGCUGUAUCGGGCCAAGUGUGUGGUUCCACCCUUGGCAUCAGAGCCUUUGCAUGUGACAAGUUGGGGUGAUGGAAAAGUUUUUCCUUUGAAGCACAUUCAAUGUGACGUCAGCAAGAUAUAG